UGACUUGCCCGCUCACUUUCGCUCAGCCGAUGACAUUGCUGCGAACGACUCAGGCUGUUACUCUGUUAAAGUGGAUCAAAUGGAAUUUAUGCUGUUGAGGUGAAAAUUUCUGUGGCCCAUUCACCAUUUUCUUCCGCGUGCUCUCUAACAGCUACGCUAUACUUGUAGCAUCUUGAGCGCAAAGCAGGAGAAUGAACGGUACCUUAGAAUAGAGUUGCAUCAGCAACGAACCGAAAGUUUGCCGGGUACACGUGCAAUUUCACAAACUCCAGCGGAUGACUACCUUUGGGGAUUUGAGCCAUCGCAUUAUAGCAGAGACAACAUCGUAGCGGAAGAUGAAGUCUGCAGGGGUUGGAGAUGGUGGACCCUUCACUGAAAGCUACUGUAACAUCUGCAAUGCCCAGCUCAUCUCUGAGUCACAGCGUGUUGCACACUAUGAGAGCAAGAAACAUGCCAACAAAGUACGUCUGUUCUACAUGCUUCACCCAGAGGAUGGCGGCCCACCCUCUAAAAGACUGAGGCCAGACAACCCGGACAGUGCUGAAAAUGAGGUGGACAGGAACAAAUGCUGCACACUCUGCAAUAUGUUCUUCACAUCUGCCAUUGUAGCGCAGUCGCACUACCAGGGCAAAACACAUGCUAAGAGAGUGCGGCUGGUGCUGGGUGAGAAGCCAAGCGGCCCUGCCCCCACAGACUCGACCCUGAGCACACCUCAGCCCACAGAGCCGGUGCCACCCCCUCUGCCCUCAUGGCCCCCCGCGGGCAGCAACGGGGAAGCGGGCAAGUACUGCUGCCUGUGUGGCGCCUGGUUCAACAACCCUCUGAUGGCACAGCAACACUACGAGGGCAAGAAGCACAAGCGCAAUGCAUCACGGGCACGCCUUCUGGAGCAGCUGGCGGGUAGCCUGGACGCUGCCGAGGGCACAGGCUUGCGCAGUAGUUACUCUUGCAGUGUGUGUAAGGUGGUUCUGAACUCCAUUGAGCAGUACCAUGCACACCUCCAGGGCUCCAAGCACCAAAACAAUUUGAAACAACAUCAGCAAUGAGAAUUCUUGUUGGAGGCAAUGGUGGCAUACCUGCUGGAGCCCUGAAGAAAACAGGAAGAUUACAAAGCUGAACAGGCACUGAAAGGGACCAGGGGUGGGAAGAUGAUUUCUUGUCACUGAGCUUAUUAUUAUCUUGCAGGUUCCCUUUUUUGUGCUAUUUCUAUUGAAGAUCAACAUUUAGAACAAGUCAUAAGCUUGAAAUUCACACUGAUCUCCUCUAUGGCUAAAGUAUGAAUUUUAGGUAAAUUGAUGUCAGUUGGUGUUAAAAUUGUUAGAACAAUUACAAUGACAGUGGCAUAGCAUACUAUAACAACACCAGCCUGAAAAGACAGGGUCAUGUUACCUGAGUAAUUCUUUACAUCUUCAAAGUCUUGUGUGCAGUUAUAUGUGAUAUCUCUACACCACUCUGCUCCGAAAGCCCUGAUGGAUCACUCAGAAAUGAAAAGCUGGAAAAGGCACAAAGAAGAGAUUUUGAGCCAUUUUAGUGAUUUUUUUGUCAGGUACAUGCCAUGUGGACUACAUUGAUGUGAAACUGAUCUUGGCCCCAGUGGCCAAAGCCAGGAUUUUCCACUGUUCCCACACUGGCCACAGUACUUUCUCCCUAAACAAUACGUCUUCAAUCACACCCUAAUUCACUAUGAAGAAAACUAGAAAGCUUUACUGCUGAAGGGAGUUACUUGGCUAAUUGCUGACUGCAGAUUACUAUGGGACUCAGUACAGAUUCAUCAGUAGCUCUCUCCCAGUCUUUUCCUUUCCACUGGUGUUGAAAGGGAGCACUGUAACACAAAAUGAACAGGUCAUUCACAUUUACUCAGUUUCUGAUUUAAUGAUGAUGGCAUUAGACUUUACAUGCUUAUAUCUAUGCCGAAAGGACAGUCUGUACAAAAGAAAAAAAACAAUUCAAUGCCUUCGUUUUAUGUUGCAUAUCAAUUAUUUUUAAUGUGUUUUCAGUAGCUAGCAUUUUAUUUGAAAUAAUUCUAAAAAUCUGAUUUAUAAUUGGAUGACUUAAUUCAGUUAUGCAAUCAAAAUUAUUAUCAAUCAUGCUGAGUCUGUUUUUAAAUGAUAAGGGUGAAAAACUGAUCAUUUAAAAUACAUUUUUGAAUCUCUCAGUGUUAUAGGAUUACAGUAAUCCUUUGCCGUCUAAAUUGUGUCGCUAUUUAAAACAUAACUCUUUUAACCUUUGAACUAUUGAGUCUGUUUAAACAGCCAUCAAAGCAGAGAGCACACUUUCAUGGACAUGUUCAAGUCAGAGCCCUGCAGUGUGUCAGAAAUAAGCAGCAUGUGUAAAACCACAUAGCAUUCCCUUAGUACUUCUCACUGGGAGACACUAGAUUUGAUAUCUUGCCAUACAAACUAAAUGUCAAGCCUGGACAAUUGCUGGCUAAAUCAGGAUACAGGAUUGUGAGAAAUCCCAUUUAAGGGGUAUGAAUUAGCCAUGUGACUUUCUCCUGCCCAACAGUACUUUGGAACAUUGCCUUGAAACAGAGGGCAAGACACUGACAACAUAAGGAUGCAAGACAAAACUGCACAUUAACCUACUAAACUGGUUUUGACUCAAUUUCAGAUAAUCUCUGUGCUCGGAGCAUUUUGCUGUUCUUAUUGUUGUAAUGCUUAUCAUGUGAAAUGCCUUUUUGAAAGAACACACACCAAACAAAAUGUGUAAUUGGUAAUAGUUACAAUGUGGUGUGAGUCAAAAAAAGGGUUUAUUUACAGAUAACAGAAUAUAUGCUGUAUGUAUAUAAAAUGCAUAUCAAACAGGCACAAUAUGGUUGCACUGGGGGGCUUCUUAAGUAGAAUAUAUGAAAAUCAACGCUGUAUCUGUUCUAUUUUUUUCUGAAACUGAAAACAGUGACAAUGUUAGGAUUUGUGCACAUUUGUAAAUACACUUGAUAUCUAUUUUCUCUUUGAAACAAGAAA
Molecule: messenger RNA, 2963 nt
Organism: Electrophorus electricus (electric eel)
Lineage: Eukaryota; Metazoa; Chordata; Actinopteri; Gymnotiformes; Gymnotidae
Product: zinc finger protein
Molecular function (GO): zinc ion binding; nucleic acid binding
Source: RefSeq, a predicted model, not a curated record